Messenger RNA from Plasmodium fragile, 2598 nucleotides. RefSeq lists its product as uncharacterized. The transcript has a single exon. Bases 1 to 2598 code for a protein of 865 amino acids. NCBI's taxonomy places the organism in Eukaryota, Apicomplexa, Aconoidasida, Haemosporida, Plasmodiidae. The record is from RefSeq and is a predicted model, not a curated record.
AUGGAAAGCAAGAAAAAGGGGAACAAGUUGCUCUACUGCGCCCUCGGGGUACUGGUGCCCGCCUACUGGUUCCACCACCGCAGGACAAGCAAAAGUAAAAGCAACAACAACCACAUUAUAAACCAAGUAGAAAUGGUGAAGAAGCUAAAAAUGAAUAACGCACUUUGUCACAUACCACUAAUUAUCCUCACCAUAUACGAUAAUUAUAUUUAUGAAAAUAAAAUGCUUCGUAAAAUUUACUACACACUUAGGGAGAGACCAUUUUAUAAAAUGUCUGUUCCGUCUUCAACUCUUCUACACAACCGUGCUCAUAAGGGAAAGAAUAACACGAACAAAACAGAAGGCACCACACAUCAUCCUGAUUACAAAUUCAUUAUGAACAGCGAGAAAAAUAUUUUUAACAAAUUGUAUGUCUAUGAGCUUGUAUUGGAUACGAGUGUGAGGUAUGCCGUCAUUUCCCCGCAGCUCAGCUUUUACAUUUUGAGGCAGCUGUCUCAACACGUGGUUAAUUCAAACACGAGCUUGUUCCAUGAGCAGGAGUUUACCGUUCCGAGGCGGCGGGCUGGCCAUAAUAAUAGCGGUAACGGUCGCGACGGUCGCUGGCUCUCCACGUGGGUGAUGCGUCUGGCGUGGGGUGGAGGGGUGUGGCCCGACGAGGUCAGGAGCCUCCAUUAUAGUAGCGACGGGCGCGACGACAACGAGGAAGGAGAAGAGAAAUGCUCCUCACGGAAGAAGCACCUCCGAGGAAAGGAAAGAGGAGGAAACCUGUAUGAAAAAUAUGGUAUUCACAAAUAUGAAGAAACAUUUAACAAAGCGAUGGGGAGUGGUACCUGUCCCUCUCCAAAGGAAAAUCAAGUGAGCACAAACUUUUUAUAUUUAUUGAAUAAAGCAUAUGAUGAUGUGAAUCGGGUUUGUAUUGACACAGAGACAAACAUGUUUGUGAAUUUUUACAUGGUAAAUAUUCUUAAGUUUAUUUGUUAUAAGAAUUAUCGGCACGUCCUCAUGAACAGUUGUUUGUUUGAGCAAGUAGACGACAGGGGGGGCAGAAGCCUCCUACAUUAUUUUUUGUCCUUCUUUUGUGGGGGCAGCGCAGCUGAGGAGCGGUCCCUAGAGAGGGGUGACGCAGACAGGCACUUGUUUAGCGGGGGGGAACAACAACAAGCGGGCCGUUUUGCACGCCGCCCAUUUGGAUCGCGGCAUGGUUCGCGGCGUGAGUCGGCAAGUCCUCCGAUGAAUGAUGUGCCGCCCCCUAAGCGCCUGCACAAAAGGGAUGACAGGAAGGAGAUAGCGAAGCAAAAUGCAAACGGAAACACGCACCCACACACUUACACACAACACCAACAUGGAAUGGACGAAAGAAUGAAGAUAUUAAAUGACCUGUACCUCGUCUUGUACCUACGUCUUCUCCUCGAAUGCUGCGUCAAAAUUGCGAGCAUUAAAAAAAACUUAUUCAUGUUGGAGGAGAAAAUUAAGAUUGAAAAGGGGAAUAAAAUUUUUUACCUGAACACAUCAGAUGCGAUUGACAAUUUGAAGGUACACUUAUUGAAGCGCUUUCGACGUGGAGAAGAGAAAAGGGGAUUGCAUAUCUUCUUCCGACCUUACGGUAAUGCCAAGGGGAAUGCAAAAACGGAGGAGCUCAAAUAUAAUCCCCCACAAGAAAAAAUUAUAAAAAAAUUUCCCACAUGGUUUAGCAUAGAUGGUGAGGCAAAUUAUGAACAGGGCAGCUUGUGCAUGUGGAAAAACAAAUUGAAGGGACAUGCGAAAAAGGCAAAAAUGUACAUGCAUAAGAAAAUAUUUAAAUUAAAGAAAAUGAUUAAUUAUUAUAUUAUUAACGUUGAUGAAGCCAUAAAGAACAAGUAUUACAACAGGAUCCACGAAAAAAAUGUGAAGAGGAUAAAUGAACAUUUGAGGGAGAAUACACAAAAGGAAAUGGACAUGAAACGCUUCCACGACAUGUACGCUAAUAUGGUUUCCAACUUGAAUGGCAUCCUCUCCUUUGCUUAUGCAGUGGACACGAGAAAUCAAGCAAAUCGUAUUUUGUCUCUUUAUAACACCUGCGUCUUCUACCAAUAUAACUACCUCAACGAGCAUGAUAGUCUGUUUUUUAAAAAUGGGGUUAGUCGGUACUUGCGUCGUUUGCGGGACUCAUCUUCUUCAUCCUCACACAAAGGAGAAGAAGACAGCACCCCGGAACAGCCCUCCUUCUACUACACAAACGACAUUCACCUACUCCUCCUUUUAUACACGCAGCGAAUACAAAAAUGCUUACAUGUAUUCACCUACAUAUACAAUAAGAAUCACUUCCAUAAGUACUGCUCCUUGUGUGCCGUACACCAAAAAUUGAAUUCUAUCCUUUUUUGUAAUAGGAGAAAUUCAUCUCACUGGGUUAUGAAUAUUGCUUACCUCGCUUAUCACAAUUGUUUUGCUUGCUUCUCCUUUAUUUAUUUUUUUUGUGUCUACUCCUACGUUGCUUUUUUUCUUAUGUACCAGUCUAACACCUUCUCUUCGGUGCGCUACUUUGGCAUUUUUUCCGACCCAGGCUUGUCCCUCUACUUUGUGAAGUUAUACACCAAUGCGCGCUCGCUCUCCAGUGCGUGA